AUGACCCCCCUCGCACCCGUGCCACGGCCUCCUCCUCGCCUCAACGCCGCGGUGCCGACGCCGUCGCCGAUGCUGCCUCGCCGGACGACCCCGACCUCGUCGCCGUCGUCCGUCUACCUCAGGCCCUCCCCGAGCACGCGAUUGCACAACGACAGGCUCGAUGUGAGCCUCUUCCCCUCCCCUCUUGCGCCUUGGUCGCGCUCGCCGCGACCCACGUCCACCUAUGCGCGCGCCCGCACCCACUCGCCGCUGCUCGCUACGACCACCGCAGUGCGCGCAUACGCCCACUGCUCCCGCAGCCACUGCCGCCGCCCGCUUGGCCUCGCCCUCGCCGCAGCCACGCAUGGCUGUGCCCCACCGCAUGCCCCUGCUCCCCUCGCCCCGUUCGCCGUCCACGCCGUGCUCGCGCCGUCCGCCGUCCCGCUCUGCCCCUGUCCCUUGCCCUGGCCGGCGCCCUCCUCCGCCCCAGCCGGCGACAGGGACCAGUCGGGCUGCGAGCCCCGUCGCCACGGUGGCCUCACCCCGCUGCGCCGCACGGAGACCCCCGCGCCCUGCCUAGCUCGCCGUGGCCACCGGCCUCUCCCUGCUCCGGCGCCCUGCGGGGUCUGCCCGCCCGCUCGGGCUGCGCCCCACGCCCAUGCCCGCUAA
Molecule: messenger RNA, 648 nt
Organism: Aegilops tauschii subsp. strangulata
Lineage: Eukaryota; Viridiplantae; Streptophyta; Magnoliopsida; Poales; Poaceae
Source: RefSeq, a predicted model, not a curated record